Molecule: messenger RNA, 6270 nt
Organism: Lepisosteus oculatus (spotted gar)
Lineage: Eukaryota; Metazoa; Chordata; Actinopteri; Semionotiformes; Lepisosteidae
Source: RefSeq, a predicted model, not a curated record
GUUUUUUUUUUAUUUAUUAAGAAUUAUGUUUCCUUCUUGAUAUAAACAGGAAGUCCUGUCGCAAAAAUGAUAGACAAUCAGAUCAGGGAUGUUCGGAGCAUGUGAAGUUGGGAGAGGGACUGAGGUUUAAUUUCACUUUUGGAUUGAGAGACCGAUUAUCUCCGAGUACACAACUUGAACUUGCACAGCUGUCAGUGUACAGUAUGACGCGCUCCAGCGAGGAAUACGUGCUCGUCUUGAAAUAAUAACGUGCCCGAUAACGAUUGGCAAAACGUGUAACGUCGUACCACACCAGCCUGCUAAUAAUGCCAACAAUCGCGUAGGGGUGAUACUGAUGGCUUUUGUCGAAAUAAAAUUUUAAACAAAAAAACGUUUCGUGUUUGCGAGAGGGUACGUUUCGUAAGAGAGUUUAGGGCGGUCGCUUACGGAUGGCAUAUCUUUUAUCUAGGCUGCAGUAGUAAGAUCAGUGUCGUGAGCUGCAAGAAGCUAAAUGUGCGGUUUAUGUUUAAAAAUGACAUUUCUCCACAUGCCCAGAAGCAUACUGUACGCAUUUUUAUUUUAGUUACGUGAAAGUGGUUGUAUUUUUUUUUUACGGUAUGGGUGCACGGCGGCUGUUUUUAUUCGGGGGGAAACCGUAUAUCGGACUUGCUGGGCGAGACGCCGCAGCGCCGUGGCUGGUGUCGGGCCUCCCGAGGCUGGGUGCCGUGCUGUCGGCAGGCUUGGGGCUCCGUAACUUGUCGCUUUAAUCGGGCUUUCUCUCGGUUUCCUCCUCUCCUCUCCCCCCUCCCCGGCUGCGGCGAGCGGUGACGGUGCACGCUGGGCUCGCCGCCGCUGAAGUGACAGGCGGCGCAGCCAACGGCGGGGCGCUCCGGCCGGGGCUUGGCGUGAGAGGCCGCCGCCGCCGUGCCCCCAUGUGCCGCACAGGCGUAAGCCUAUCGAUACAUUGUAGUCUGCCAAGUCAUACGACAGGCAACCCAAGUUGCACAGCAGGUGUCCUCUUCGGGCCUCGGUUCCGUCAACACAUGCCGCCCUCUACACGUUGCAGUGAACGAAGGCAUCGCUGUGGUCGUAGGUUAACUCCCAUGUGAACGAGGCAGAUAUGCAGGGUACCAUGCCAGUCGAAAGAAUGCGGAUGAGGCCGUGGCUGGAAGAGCAGAUCAACUCCAGUAAAAUCCCGGGACUGAAGUGGCUGAACAGGGACAAGAAGAUUUUCCAGAUUCCAUGGAUGCAUGCAGCUCGGCAUGGGUGGGAUGUGGAGAAAGACGCCCCUUUAUUUAGAAACUGGGCCAUUCAUACAGGGAAAUAUCAACCCGGUGUGGACAAACCAGACCCAAAGACAUGGAAAGCCAACUUCCGGUGUGCGAUGAAUUCCCUGCCCGACAUCGAGGAGGUCAAGGACAAGAGCAUUAAGAAGGGGAGCAAUGCCUUCAGGGUCUACAAAAUGUUGUCACCGACUGAAAGACCCACAAAGAAAGGAAAGAAAAAAACUGAGAAAGAAGAAAAGCCCAAAAGAAUCAAGGUGGAGGAGCUCGUGCCCGCCUCCGAGGACCCCAACACGGCCGCCGUGGCCCUGAAGGUGGAGGAGCUGGUGGACAGCACUGUCGUAGGCCUCACCGAGCCCCAGAGCGCACUGCCCCGCAGUCACCUGGAGGAGCAGCUGAUCAUCAGCAACCCCCCGGACGUGUGCCAGGUCAUCGAGGUGACCACGGAGAACGAAGACCAGUCCGUGAGCUCCAGCCACGCCUACCCGCUGCAGAUCUCGCCCGUGUCUUCCUAUGGAGAAAGCGAUACUGACAGUGUGCACAGUGAUGAAGACACUAAAAAGGUUUUACAAUGUCAGAAGCAGAGUUCUAGCCACAGGAUACAGAUGAAUGAAAGUGAGAAACGAGCCUGUCAUUCUAGUACGUUUUUUUCUCGUGCAAAGGACCAUUACUGGCAUGCCGUGUGCAAAACAUCACACCACAUGAUGCUACAAGCAAAGGUUACAGACCACCAGCAACCACCCAGCCUUACCAACAAUGAAGCAUUUAUUGACACAGUCCAACAGAUAAGUAAAAACUUCUGAUUUGAAUAUAAAAGCAUGCUGUUUGGCACACAGGACAGGCUCUAGUAUUAUAUAGUAGGGUCUGUGUCUGCACGAGACAGAUGUCCUCCAGUCUCCAAGCUGUGUCACAAUGUGUGAUUGCUUCUCAAAAGUUUCAGUUCAUGAGUCUGAGAGAGAAAAGUCCCUGAUUUCCAUAGCAAAUGAGUAAGUUCAGAAAUCAAUGAUUUUCACAGCACAGCCUCUUCCUGAGUUUCCACAGCAUGUUUUUCAAGAAUGGCUGGCUUGGAGCAUACUUGCAUUAUGUUUAACGCCAAAGAGGAUGAUAACAAAAUCGUAAAAUUUGAACAGCCAACUGAUCUUCAUCAACCUGAAUGCAAUUGCACUCUGUGAAUAUAACCAGGUGUUUCAAAGGUUAAACUUUGUUAUGUUUACAUAAGUCACUUAUUAAAAUGCACCACUUUGCAUGUCUAUUUCAGUAGUAUAAAGCUUCUUGCUUGGAAUUGAGAAGCACCAACAUCUGAAACACUGGAGAUAUCGACAAAGAUUUAAAGCAAAGAAAAACAGAAGCACUGCUUGGGUCCUACUAUUUUUCUGUGCCUUCAAAUGUAGUUAAAUCCAGUGUUGUUACUCAUUUAAAUAACAGGAAAAGACACAAAGUAGUUUGGUGUUGCUGUCCUGUGGCCGUUGGGUUCAGGACUCAAUUGGUUCAUCCUCAUGUGCCUUCUGUUGGGAGUGUGCAUGUUUUCCUCAUGUUCAUAUUGUUUCCUGCAAAGGGGAUCUCUAACAAUCCCUGUGUGCCAUAGACCUACAGUGGACUGACAUCUCUGCUUUUUUUUGUUUCAGGGAUAAAUGUAACAGAGAUGUUCAGAAUUACUAACAAUUAGUAUUUCUUUUCAAGGCUCUUGUAGGAUGUUGUUCUCGUCGUUUGAAAUGCACUCUGGACCCGUGCCAGGUUUCUGCUCUGGGAUUCCUCGGAAAGCUGUUCUCCAUUCACAGUAAUAACUGCUGCCUAACGAGGCGUUGCUGUGGUUUCUGGGCUCUGUCUCCCAGCCGCUCGGCCCCAGGGAGACACAAGAAAGCCCCCAGAGAGGGAAGAACUGGUGGAGCUCUCAUUUCUAUCAAUUACACAACCAAAGGUGUCACCCCAAGACACCACCACAGGGCUCUCUGCACUACUGCACUCUCUGUGGUAACCUCACUCCCUCACAAAACCUGGGCUGUCUGUGAUGAGGGAACACUCUUCUAAAUUCAGUUGGAAAGUCAGUCGAUAAGUUUCCCCUGGCUAUGUUUUCAUGACCCAGCCUGUUUGUGCGCCUGGUUAAUACAGCCUGAAAAUACGUAAUUGCAGUGUUUUAAUAAGAUUAUAGAAAUCAAACCGGAAAGAGAAAGCAGGAGAACAGUGGAUAAAUAGAUUUUGUUUGAUCAGGCAGGCAGAGUUUUUCUUACCAACUGCACUUUCUCAAACAUUGACACAUGGGCAUGCGUCGUCAUAUUUAUUUUUGCUAUUUCAAGGUUCUGAGUGUUCUGUCGUACACUAUUCUUGCCAACUCACUUUAUGUCCCAGAAACUUUACUGUCAGCAGGCACUGCACCAGACUGCAGUGGUUAGGGAUCUGCACUCAUACUGUACUUUUCCAGUAAGAUACCCGGCAAUAUGUACCAUAUGGAGGCAAAUGUAAGUCACUUUGGAUAAAGCAUCAGCCAAAUAAGUUGGUACGUUCAACUCCCUGAUAUACUUGUGUGCUAAAGCUGUUUAAUCAAAUUUAGAAAUAUUCCUUACAAACAAUAGCUUGGCAGAUCUGGUCAUGAGGAAAUGCUGGGAAGAAUGGUACUUUGCAGUGCCUUGGAGAUAGGACACAGGGUCUGCUUGGAAUCUCAGCUGAUACCUGUUAUUUGCUCGUACAGCUGUUCACAUGUCAGCGGUUAUGUCCUGUGAGAUCUAGUGCUCAGUUGCUCUGUAUUUCUUUCUCCUUAUACCACAGUCCCUGGGAAUACAGGGUAACCAUGACCGCAGUCCACCUGCACAUGUGAACUCCGUACUCGCCCUGUAGAAGCACUGUCCACUGAGCCCUGGGCAGGACUGUCUUUCCCUACACACCUUCACAUGGGAUGGGGUUUCUCGGGAAAUACAGGUGUCGGAAGAGUGCGUUCACAGCGACAGCCUGAACAUUCAGAAACAUGGACAGCAGGAGCAAUACAAUUUGAAAGACAAGAAAACCCCUGUCCAUGCAACGUUUUUCUGCCAUCUUUAAUAUAGUCAUUGUGGCGAGUUUUUCAGUUCUCAGCAGGUCUCAACAGUCAGUCACAAUGUCUUUGUUGUUAUUUUUUUGAGUCCUCAAUUUCAGCUUUGUUUUAGCUCUUUUUUCUUCUUUAUUUGUUCAUAAUGAAUAUACAUAUGUGCAGCUACAUUUUGUAGGUAUAUUUUGAAAUCGUUUGUAUCCCCUAUUGCUAGUGCAGGUGUAAAUCUGAAAUACUGUGUGUUCAGCUGUGACUUGAUUGUUACGAUCUGGUCUGACCUGACUAGUAGCAUUGCAGAGCUGUGCACAAAAUAUAGGAUUGUUUUCUUUCAUUCUUGAUAUUCUAGUUCACAACUGAAAUGGGUGUGUUUGUUCAUGUUGCAGCAGGUCAGAUUUAAACACAAAGUAGAAGCUUUAGAAGAUAUUAUUCCCUAUUCCUAUACCAAUGGUUAUUAAAAUAGCUGAAGAACAUUUUUGUGCGCCAAUUUGCCAGUCACAGCACAUACAUCAGUAUAAUCUAGUAUGUGUAUUUACGCAUUAUUAUUUUAAAUGUUGUUAUUUAAAAAGUAAACUCUUAUCUGCUGCCAAAUGUAGGAAUACUUCCACAGUGCUUUACAGAAGGAAACUAGGACAGUGUACCAGCACUUUCAUGCAUUUAAACCAAAACACAAGCCCUUAAAACAUUCACAGCAGUAGGUUUAAACUGUUGUGAUGUUGCAUUUAUGCUAUUCUUAUCUCUGUGGGAAGAUGUUCCACUUGUUUGUCUGAAUCCAGAGCAACAGUCCCCAAGGAGUGUACGGCCAGCAGGUUUGCUCUGUGUGGGAGAAGACCAGUCUUUUGGUUUCACUUGUUGUUUUCAGCUAGUGGACUUCCUGUUACUCCGAAGGCCUGCAUUUCACAGUGCAUAACAGUAGCCUUGACAACAGCACUGUAGAUAAGCGAUUACACAAGGGAAAGCAGAAUUAACCCUGUACUGCCUGUUUUUUUCUUUCCCGCAAUGGAAGUCUGAAAAAACGAUGAUGUGAGAAUGGGCGCAAUUGAUUCAACGAAGAUGACACCAGGUUAAUUUUUUUUUGUACUUAGGUACAACUAUGGAAGUAAAAAUGAGGACACACUAGACAUAUUUAAAAAUAGACACAAUUGUUACAAAGGGAACAUGUUGAUGAAGUUUAAAUUGGAAAAUGCCCUUUUUUUCAUGGUUUGCUCCCACUUAUUUUUUUUGUUGUGCUUCAUUUCUAACGCCACCCUGUUCGUCUUGUUCUCCCAUGGCAGGACAGGACAUGUUGGGCCUUUCAGAGUUUACUUUGCACGUGGUUCGUAUUCCAUCAUGUGUGUGUUUAUACACUGCUGUGCAAAUGUUUUACCGUUCAAAACGUGUAUGUUACGAGGACAUUACUGACUCAAUGUCCAUGAGUAAUCAGUUGUUAUUGAUUAUAACAAGUAAAACGAGUUUUGUACGGUUGAAGCAACUUUGAUACAGUAGUUAAUAAUUCUGCUUGGUUUGAGUGAGAAUAAAACAAAGCCCGUUGUUCAGCUGUUUUUAAUUCAAACUGAACAGAACCUUCCAAAACCUAAUCACAAUACAUUGAGGGAAAAUAUACAUUAGCAGUCAAAAUCCAAUUGACUGAGAGAUAUUCAUUGCAAAAACAUUGCAAAAAACAAGUCUGUCAGGUUUACUUGCCGCUCCAAACAAAAGAGCAGAUGUUUCAGUAGAAGAUCAACAUAUAUAGUGUUUCUCUAUAAAGAAAAGACAAGAGUUGAAAACAGAAGAAUAAUGAAAAAUAUCCAAGAAGCAUUCAUCAGAAGAGUGAAUAAAGAAGAGAAUGGAAGAAUGUCAAUUUGAAUGAAUGGGUGGAUUCACUGCAUUUAGUGAAUGAAUGAAAUAAUUAACUGGUGAUCGAAUGAGUGAGAUGAUUAACUAGUGAAUGAAUGCCUAAUUAACCUCCUAUAAGCCUCUGACAGUUUGCACAUAAAAAAACGAAUAAGCGAC